GGCCUCCCGCUCGGAAUGCCUGUCUGGGGCAGUGGAAAUAAGUGCGGGGCCUGCGGGAGAACGGUGUACCAUGCUGAAGAGGUGCAGUGUGACGGGCGGAGCUUCCACCGCUGCUGCUUUCUGUGCAUGGUUUGCAGGAAAAAUUUAGACAGCACAACAGUGGCAAUUCAUGAUGAAGAGAUCUACUGCAAAUCAUGCUACGGAAAGAAGUAUGGACCAAAAGGCUAUGGUUAUGGCCAGGGCGCUGGCACGCUCAACAUGGGCCGUGGUGAGAAGCUGGGUAUCAAGCCGGAGAGUGCUCAACCUCACAGGCCUACAACAAAUCCAAACACUUCUAAAUUUGCCCAGAAAUAUGGAGGUGCUGAGAAGUGUCCCAGGUGUGGGGAUUCUGUGUAUGCUGCUGAGAAGAUCAUUGGAGCUGGAAAGCCCUGGCACAAAAACUGUUUCCGAUGUGCCAAGUGUGGGAAGAGUCUGGAGUCUACAACUCUGACUGAGAAGGAAGGUGAAAUCUACUGUAAAGGGUGCUACGCAAAGAACUUUGGGCCCAAGGGAUUCGGCUAUGGUCAAGGAGCAGGGGCCCUUGUUCAUGCUUAGUAGCGGGGUAAACCCAGUAAGCAUGGCAAAGAAUCU
This is a messenger RNA of Rattus rattus (black rat), 630 nucleotides long. Its product is annotated as cysteine and glycine-rich protein 2-like. Gene Ontology annotation, biological process: muscle tissue development; sarcomere organization. Gene Ontology annotation, cellular component: cytoplasm; nucleus; Z disc. The transcript has a single exon. Gene Ontology annotation, molecular function: structural constituent of muscle; actinin binding. Bases 16 to 594 code for a protein of 192 amino acids. The record is from RefSeq and is a predicted model, not a curated record. Lineage: Eukaryota; Metazoa; Chordata; Mammalia; Rodentia; Muridae.